This is a messenger RNA of Meriones unguiculatus (Mongolian gerbil), 1737 nucleotides long. RefSeq names its product serpin family A member 12 (gene Serpina12). The record is from RefSeq and is a predicted model, not a curated record. The transcript has 8 exons. NCBI's taxonomy places the organism in Eukaryota, Metazoa, Chordata, Mammalia, Rodentia, Muridae. Gene Ontology annotation, biological process: negative regulation of endopeptidase activity. Gene Ontology annotation, molecular function: serine-type endopeptidase inhibitor activity. The coding region runs from base 479 to 1723 and encodes 414 amino acids.
GGGCAAUGGAAGGGACAGUAAUGUUCUUUGUGGAAGGCACAAGUUUCUCUUAGCCAAGAGAGAUGGGCCUGCUGACCUUGUCAGAGCAGUCCAGCACAAGACAGCCCUUGAGAGGGCCUUCCCUGGGAGACUCUUCAUGAACUGAGCAGCCUCCUGGCACUGGGAAGCAGCAGCAGAAGCAGCAGGAGGAGGAGGAGAAGACCUCAAACUUGGGACCCACCCUCUCAGGAUGAGCGGUGAUUGGCUAAUCUUGUCCUUGUUAGAGUGUCGUUUUGCACAUGCUUGGAUUGUAUUGUUCUAAGUGGAAAAUGGUUUAUGUCAAGACUUCCAAGAGAUGGGCUAUGCAGAAGGAGAAGGAGGCACGGCCCAGUCAGAGAGCCCUUUGCCUGGCCCAAUGCAGGCUUGAAGCUUAGCCGUGUGACUUCCCCAGUGGAUUUCCUGCAGCUGGAGAUAAAUAGGGGGCUAAUCUCCAAGGACGAUGAACCUCAUGAUGGGCCUGGGCCUGUUUCUGGCAGGUCUCCUCAGUGUGAAUGGUCUCCUGCAGGCUGGAGAUGCUCCAGAUAUGUAUAAGUCUCCAGUCAAGGUACAAGAGUGGAGGGGCAAGAAGGACGCCCUAGUGCUCGCACAACGCAACAUGCAAUUUGGCUUCAAGUUACUCCGGAAGCUGGCUAGCAUUGCUCCUCGGCAGAAUAUUUUCUUCUCUCCACUGAGCAUCUCGAUUGCCUUCUCCAUGUUGUCUCUGGGGUCUCAGAACUCCACUCUGGAAGAAAUCAAAGAGGGCUUCAACUUCAAGGGGAUGCCAGACAGGGACAUGCACACGGGUUUCUACUACCUUCUGCAGAAGUUCAACCAGGAGACACAGGACAUCAAGAUGAACCUGGGCAAUGCCUUGUUCAUGGACCAGAAGCUGAGGCCCCGGCGGAAGUUCCUGAGACUGGCUAAGACUGUGUAUGAUGCGGACAUGAUGCAAACUAACUUCCAGGACUUAGAAAAUGCUCAGAGGGAGAUCAACAAGUACGUCAGUCAGAAAACACACAACAGAAUCAACAACCUGGUCAGAAGCAUAGACCCAGGCACCGUGAUGCUUCUUGCAAACUACAUUUACUUUCGAGCCAGGUGGCAGUAUGAAUUCAAUCCAAAAGAAACCAAAGAGGGACAGUUCUUCGUAGAGGAAGGCAAGAGCGUGAAGGUACCCAUGAUGUUCCACGAGGGCAUCUAUGACAUGGCCUAUGACAGCCAGCUCUCCUGCACCAUCCUAGAAUUGCCCUACAGAGGAAACAUCACGGCCACCUUCGUCCUCCCCGACAGCGGCAAAAUGAAACAACUGGAGCAGGCCCUGAAGACAGACAUCUUUGCCAAAUGGAAAAGCCUGCUCUCAAAAAGAGUGAUAAAAGUGUGGGUGCCCAGGCUCCACAUCUCUGCUACUUACAACCUGAAGAAGGUUCUCUCACGCCUGGGCAUCAGCAAAAUCUUUGAGGAGCAUGGUGACCUCACCAGGAUCUCAUCUCAUCGCAGCCUGAAAGUGGGAGAGGCUAUACACAAGGCUGAGCUGAAGAUGGACGAGAAGGGUGCAGAAGGGGCUGCAGGCUCUGGAGCCCAGACACUGCCCAUGGAGACCCCAGUAGAUAUGAAGUUAAACAAGCCCUUCCUGAUAAUGAUUUAUGAGGAGUCCACACCUUCCAUGAUCUUCUUGGCAAGGAUUUCUGACCCUAGUGGGAAAUAAAGGAAUUAAGGGAA